GAGCCGAGCGGGGCCGGACGGACCAUGAUGGGACCAGGACACGGGGGGGCACCGGGGGUGGGGGUCCCGGGGGGAGUCCCAGUGGAUGUCAAGACAGAGGCCAUGACAGCCGAGGGGCGUGUGCAGGCGCUGCAGCGGGAGGUGCAGGGGGUCACCAGCAUCAUGACCCAGAACGUGGAGCGGAUCCUAGCACGGGGUGAGAACCUGGAGCAGCUGCACAGCAAGAGCCAGGACCUGGAGGCCACGUCAGAGCAUUUCCGCACGACGUCGCAGAAGAUGGCCCGGCGCUACUGGUGGAAGAAUGUGAAGCUGCUCAUCAUCCUUGGCCUCGUGGGCGUCAUUGUCCUUGUCCUCAUCAUACUCCUGGCUACUGGCACCAUCCCCACCUAGAGCCACUGUCCCCACAGAGACACAGCCACCCCCAGGCCCAAAUACAGAUGGGGAGAAGAACCAG
This is a messenger RNA of Catharus ustulatus (Swainson's thrush), 454 nucleotides long. It is a transcript of the gene VAMP8, whose product is annotated as vesicle associated membrane protein 8. Gene Ontology annotation, molecular function: syntaxin binding; SNAP receptor activity. The coding region runs from base 25 to 390 and encodes 121 amino acids. The record is from RefSeq and is a predicted model, not a curated record. The transcript is spliced from 3 exons. Gene Ontology annotation, cellular component: SNARE complex; plasma membrane. Gene Ontology annotation, biological process: vesicle-mediated transport; SNARE complex assembly; vesicle fusion. Lineage: Eukaryota; Metazoa; Chordata; Aves; Passeriformes; Turdidae.